AUGGUCGACAAGCAGAGCAUGGGCAUCCCGCUGAUGGUCCUUCUCGACAAGCGCGAGGAGCCGCUCCUACCCGUGGACAUUGCCAACUUCUACAUAUAUUCUUACACGCAAAGAAAGGUCUGGCAUCACUACGAGAGCGAAGUCAUCUGGCACGCCGUGGGGGAGUCGACGUGGCUCGAGCUCGACUCGUACCUGCAGGCGGUUCAGCAGCGCGUGCGUGAGCACGUGGAAGAGUGGAAGCGGGAUUUCAGUGUCAAUUUCUUGUCGGAACGCGUUCGCAAGCAAUGGGCGCAACUUUCCUGAGCCUGGCAGGCGUCUCAGUACAACAGCUGGCGGCUCAUCACGGAAACGGGCUUCCGUGCGUACCCCAGAUUGCUCCCCCGUUUCCGUCAACUUGGACUGAGUCAGGGCCAAUCACUUUCAUGCGCGUUGUAGAGAUGCAUCUUAUGCGUCAAGACUUCGUCCAACGCUUCAACGCGCUACAUCCCGACCUCAGCCCCCCGCUGCGGGAAGCCGACGACCUCAACAAACGUCUAGUGUCAGACCGCGGAGGUCUUCCAACGUUCCAGCCCGAUCGCGUAAUCUUUUUUCUAGACGAGGGCCAUCCAUAUAAGACGCCGGGGCACCUCGCAACAGAGGAGAUCAAUUACUUACGCAGUGGGUCCCCUCGUGCUGCAUAAGGUAGUGCCGUCGUUGAGUGCUGAGCCAGCCCUUCGACUCUCCCUGCAAGCACGAGGCAUUCAUUUUGGGCUCCGAGGAGAUUCUAGCUCUGGGUUCGACAACGUGGUCGACGCGAGGGUCCCUUUACCUCCUCCUCUUCCGAGUGACUUGUUGGGUAUGCCCGAACUCAUCGAGGAGAGUAUUGCGAGGAGCCGAACGCCCGAGCGGGAAGAGGAUUGGAUCACGUUGGGAGGCAAAAAAGGCUUUAAGACUGCCAUAGCGUACGGCAUUCCCUGGUGGCGUGGGCGCCUGUACUUCAAGCGUCGUCUUUUUACGAAAUCGUGCACGUAG
This is a messenger RNA of Microbotryum saponariae, 1011 nucleotides long. The record is from the annotation of a GenBank genome assembly. Lineage: Eukaryota; Fungi; Basidiomycota; Microbotryomycetes; Microbotryales; Microbotryaceae.